GGCCGGGGCUCGGUGCAGACGCCGGGAGCCACGGGAGGACGAGGCCGGAGCGGAAGAGUGGACAUGUCCACCGUGGGCUGGUGGCGCCGCCGGGUGCCCGGGGCCGUGUGGGGGCACUAGACUGUGCGCGGGCUGCGCCGUGGCCGACCUGUUGGCCUGGGGCGGGGCGGUGCCUUGAGGUGCGGUGUGGCGAGCUUUACCCUCCUCUGAGACGACUUGCAAGAGGAAGAGGGACUAGAUCCAAACGCUAGGUGGCGGUGUCCAGGUCCCUGGCAUUUUGACUCUGUUCCUGUGGAUAAGAACACUUGUUCUGAAGUUCCAGAAAGGAUCCUAUUCCCAAACAGAAUUUUUGCUGCAUGUGGUUUUGUUCUUCUCUGGAAGUAAAGCCAGAAGUACAAAACUGUCAGGUCCCUGAGUACUGACUGUCCCAGGCUGCCGCGUCUUUCCUGUUGACUCAUGUUGGGUUCCUCCAGUGAAAAUUUUCCUUAGAGAGAUGCUGCCUCCAAAGUACUUGUCUGCCACCAAACCCAAGAGGUCUUGGGCCCCAAAUCUGUGUGAGCUAGACAGUGACUUGUCUCAGGAGCCGGAUGCCGCCAUAGGAGAAGCCGCCACUGACUCUGAAUUCUUUCAUCAGAGGUUUCGGAACUUCCUCUACGUGGAAUUUGUCGGGCCUCGGAAGACCCUGCUCAAACUCCGAAACCUCUGCCUCGAUUGGUUGCAGCCGGAGACUCGCACCAAGGAGGAGAUUAUCGAGCUCUUGGUCCUCGAGCAGUACCUGACCAUCCUUCCAGAAAAGAUCAAGCCUUGGGUGCGUGCAAAAAAGCCGGAGAACUGCGAGAAGCUCGUUACUCUGCUGGAAGAUUACAAGGAGAUGUACGAACCGGAAGACGACAGCAGCAGUGACGCCCACAGCGAAGGCAGCACGAGCCGGAAGGCAGCAGAGUCCCCGCCGCCCCACGCCGCCUGCUGCGGUGGCCGGGACUGGGCCCAGGACUGGGACGGAGACUGGGAGCGAGCCCGGGAGCGGGAGCAGCGGAGGGGCAGAAGCAGGGACCUGGAGUCCCGCGCCCGCUGGCCGUACGCCCGGAGCCCCAGGAGCAGGUUUCAGCAGCGGGAUCUUUCCCUUCCUCUGAUGGAGAAAGUGGCUUUUGCAAAGGAAAGAGAGCACAAACGUCGGGGCUCUGUGAUGGAUUACGAGACGAGAUCGCAGGAUGCAGUGUCGUACCAGGAUGUGGUGGCCCUCACCGAGGACCGGAAGCCCCAGAACCCGGUUCAGGACAACAUGGAGAACUACCGGAAGCUGCUCUCGCUGGGGGUUCAGCUUGCCGAGGACGACGGCCACUCGCACAUGACCCAGGGCCACUCGUCAAGGUCCAAGAGAAGUGCCUACCCGAGCACCAGUCGAGGUCUGAAAACUAUGCCUGAAACCAAAAAGUCAGCCCAUCGGCGGGGGAUCUGUGAAGAUGAAUCUUCCCACGGGGUGAUAAUGGAAAAGUUCAUCAAGGACGUUUCGCGCAACUCCAAAUCGGGAAGGGCAAGGGAACCUAGCGAUCGGCUGCAGAGGUUCCCCAGGAGGCCAGACAGUGCCUGGAAGGAAGUUCCAUUCAACAAGAGGGAGUCGGUGAUUCAGGAGAGGGGCCACGAAGGGAAUGCCUUUGGGGGAGGAGGCUUUAAUCUGAACUCAAACCUUGUUUCCAGAAAGAGAGUUCUUGAGAGAAAAAGGCGCUAUCAUUUUGACACAGACGGGAAGGGCUCCGCGCACGGUCGGAGAGGUGGUGCAAGGAAGCGGCCCUUUGAGCGCAGCGAGGUGAGGAAGGCCGCGAGUGGGAGCAGCCUUAGCGCGCCGCCCGUCCCCCAGUCGCAGCCCUUCGACUUUGGGGCGACGCCCUAUGUGUGUGAUGAGUGCGGGAGGUCCUUCAGCGUGAUUUCAGGGUUUGUGGAGCAUCAGAUCACACACACCAGGGAGAACCUGUACGAGUACGGCGAGUCCUUUCUUCAUAGUGUGGCCGUCAGUGAGGUUCAGAAAAGGCAGACCGGAGGGAAACGCUUUGAAUGUAAGGAGUGUGGGGAACCCUUCAGUAAGAGCGCCGCCCUGGCCGAGCAUCGGAAAGCUCACGCUAGAGAUUGCCUUGCGAGGUGUAAGGACGAGGAGUGCGAGGAGCCCUUCAUGCCCAGCCCAACCUUCAGUGAGCUCCAGAAGAUAUACGGGAAAGAUAAAUUCUACGAGUGCAAGGUGUGCAAGGAGACCUUCCUUCAUAGUUCCGCUCUGAUUGAGCACCAGAAAACCCAUGGCCGAGAUGACAAAGAUAACGAGCGUGGGGAAGCCUUCAGACCCAGCCCAACGCUUAACGACUUUCAGAAGAUGUAUGGGAAAGAGAAAAUGUACGAGUGCAAGGUGUGCGGGGAGACCUUCCAUCACAGCGCAUCCCUGAAAGAGCACCACAAGGUCCACACCCGAGGAAACCCAUUUGAAAACAAGGGCAAAGUGUGUGAGGAAACCUUCAUUCCUGGUCAGUCCCUUAAAAGACGCCAGAAAACCUACCCAGCAGAGAAGCCCUACGACUUCAAAGAUGGUGGGGAUGCCUUUAGGCAAAACUCAGACCUCAUCGAGCAUCAGAAAAUUCAUUCUCGGAAGAACCUCUUUGAAGGCCGGGGGUACGAGAAGUCUGUCAUUCACAGUGUGUCCUUCCCCGAAUCUCAGAAGAGUCACACUAUAACAAGGCCACCGGAGGACGAGGAGGACGAGAAGGCAUUCACUGUCAGCUCCAAUCCUGAUGACAGCCGGGAAGCCCUGUCCUGCGAGAGGAACCCCUAUGAGAGGCCUUUCAUUCACAGCUCAGCCUUCCCUGGGGCUCAGAAAAGUCACAGCAAACCGAGAGUGAUCGCAGAGGCGACCGUACAGAGCUCGGGUGCCACCGAACAUCGGAAAGUCCACGCUGGGGAGAGUAGCUCUGAAAGAAAGGGGUAUGAGAGGUCCGUCAUCCACAGCCUAGCCGCUUUCAGGCCUCCCCGUGGUCGCGGUGGAAGUGAGCUCCUUGGCUGUGACGAGCAGCGGGAGUGCUCCGCUUACCGCUCAGACCCUCGUGGCCAGCCGCAGAAGACCCCCGCCCGAGAGAGCCCCUGCGCAGGGGGCAAGAACAACGCCUUCAAGGGCUCUGUUGUCCACGGCGCGCCCCCCACCGUGCCUCAGGACAGUCUCGCUGGGGAGGGCCCCAGUGGAUGGAAGAAGGGUGGUGAACCGUGUGUGCCCAAGUCCGAUGUGCGCGAGCAUCAGAAGGCCCGUGCUAAGAAGAAGAACAUCGAGCGCGGGGUUUACGAGACCUCUGUGAUCCACGCCCUGCGUUUUGGGGAACCUCAAACGUUUCGCCCGAGAGAGAAGUUUUACAAAUGUCCGGAGUGUGGAGAGUCCUUUGUUCAUAGCUCCGACCUCACUGAGCAUCAGAAGAUUCACGAUAGAAAGACGCCCUCUGGAAGUGAAAGCUACAUGCGAUCUGUCAUUCGCAGCUUAGCCUCCGCGGAUCCUCAGACCAGUUACGCGGGCCAGUCCGCACAGAUGAGUCGCACUGAAGCGCCAGCUCAGAGCAGUUACGUGGACCAGUCAGUGCAGACAGCUUAUGCAGGGCCACCAGCUGAGACCAUUUACCCUGAACCACCAGCUCAGACCAGUUACGCUGAACCACCAGCUCAGACCAGUUACCCUGAAGCACCAGCUCAGACCAGUUACGCUGAAGCACCAGCUCAGACCAGUUACGCUGAACCACCAGCUCAGACCAGUAACCCUGAAGCACCAGCUCAGACCAGUUACGCUGAAGCACCAGCUCAGACCAGUUGCCCUGAAGCACCAGCUCAGACCAGUUACGCUGAAGCACCAGCUCAGACCAGUUACGCUGAGCCACCAGCUCAGACCAGUAACCCUGAAGCACCAGCUCAGACCAGUAACCCUGAAGCACCAGCUCAGACCAGUUACGCUGAACCACCAGCUCAGACCAGUAACCCUGAAGCACCAGCUCAGACCAGUUACGCUGAGCCACCAGCUCAGACCAGUUACCCUGAAGCACCAGCUCAGACCAGUUACGCUGAAGCACCAGCUCAGACCAGUUGCCCUGAAGCACCAGCUCAGACCAGUUACGCUGAAGCACCAGCUCAGACCAGUUACGCUGAGCCACCAGCUCAGACCAGUAACCCUGAAGCACCAGCUCAGACCAGUUACGCUGAAGCACCAGCUCAGACCAGUUACCCUGAAGCACCAGCUCAGACCAGUUACGCUGAACCACCAGCUCAGACCAGUUACGCUGAGCAGCCAAUCCACAAUGAAUGUAAGGAGUGUGGGGAGUGUUUUGCCACUGUUGAAGGCCUUGGCAUACAUCAGAAAAUCUAUGCCCGAGAGAAAUUCCAUGGUGGGGAGCUGUUUGGAGACUCUGUGAUUCAGGGUGUGGGCCUUGAUGGACCUCGACAGGAAGAGCCUCGGCAGGAAGGGCUAGACGAGCCGGAUGAGCCUGAAGACACCAUCUAUGGGUGUAAGGACUGCGGGCUGGGCUUCGUGGAUCGCGCAGACCUCAAGGACCACCAGAAGGUUCACGGCAGAGAGUACCUCAUCGACAGCCGUGAGUACGCACAUUCUGUGAUGCACACCUAUUCUGUCAGUGAGUAUCAGAAAGAUUACAUUGGAGAGCAGCUUUAUGAGUGCCCGGCAUGUGGGGAAUCUUUCGUUCAUAGCUCAUUCCUUUUCGAGCAUCAGAAAAUCCAUGAGCAAGACCAGUUUUACGGCCACAGGAGGUAUGAUGAGCCCUUUAUGCAGCCCUUGGUCAUUAGCCCACAGCGGCCUCGGGCCCCACAGAAGAGUCCUCCUGCUGGGACGGCCCUGCAAUGCCAAGUGUGCGGACGAGACUUCAUCCACGGCUCUGUCCUUAACGAACACAUGAGAGUCCACGCUGGAGACGACCUGCUAGAGCAGGGCCAGGGAAGCACAGAUGCGGUCAGCCCAGGCUCAGCCCCCACAGACCUUCAGAGAGACCAGGCCAAGGACAAGCACUACGAGUGUAAGACCUGUGGAGAAUCCUUCCUCAGCCAGGCAGACCUUCGGGAGCACGUGAGAAUUCACGAGAAGGAUGAGCCCUAUGACUAUGGGGCCACCUUCGUGCACACCUCCUUCCUCACCGAGCCCCCCAAGAGGGAUUCACCCUUCUAUGAGUGCAAGGACUGUGGGAAGUCCUUCAUCCACAACACAGUCCUCACGAAGCAUCAGAAGCUGCACCUCGAGGAAGAGGAAGCAGCAGCAGCCGCCCAGGAAGUUGAAGCCAACGUCCUCGUUCCGCGGGAAGUUCUGCGGAUCCAGGGAUCAAACGUGGAGGCCGCAGAGCCAGAGGUGGAGGCCGCCGAGCCAGAGGUGGAGGCCGCCGAGCCCAAUGUGGAGGCGGCUGAGCCCAGCGGGGAGGCCGAGGGGCCGGAGGGGGAGGCGGCCGAGCCCAGCGGGGAAGCUGAGCAGCCCAGCGGGGAGGCCGAUGAACCGGAUGGGGCGGGGAUCGAAGACCCAGAGGAAAGAGCCGAAGAGCCAGAGGGAGACGCGGAUGAGCCGGACGGGGCGGGGGUCGAGGACCCAGAAGAGGAAGGUGACGACCAGGAGAUCCAAGUGGAAGAGCCCUACUACGACUGCAGGGAGUGCGGAGAGACCUUCACCUCCAACUCGGCCUACAGUGAGCACCUGAAAACGCACGCCAGGGUGAUAAUAUUCGAGGCCGGAAGCGUCUACGGGGAGAGCUCCCGCUACACCGAGCAUGCCAGCACCAGCAGCAGUGACAGCGGCAGGGCUGAUGACAAGUACUUCAAGUGUGACGUCUGUGGGCAGGUCUUCACCGACCGCCUGUCCCUGGCCAGGCACCAGAACACCCACACCGGCUGAGGACUCGGGUGUCAAGGUUGGAAAACCUUCACUAGGACUGGACCCUUACUAAACCACAGAGAAUUGGAACCAACCCACGAUGAUGUCGGAAGGAGGCUUCCCUUGGCGUGUACACACCUGACUUUGAACAUCAGACAGCUCAGCCUGGAAAGAAACUGAAGGUGGAGACUCCUUCGGACGUAGCUCUUCCCCAUCAGACAUCGGCGUAUGCAUGUGGGAAAGCCAUAGCGCACAUCUUACCUUCCACCCGAGUAAUUGCGUUGACGGAAAACUGGAGGGGCUUUCAAGGCUACAGAAGUCGCCUCCAUCUGUAAAUGACACUCCUGGAACCUAUAUAUAAUGAGUGUUUCCUGAGAUGUAUGUAAAAUAGCGAAUCAUAGCAAACAGUGUUCAUAUUUGGACUUAAUACGGUAUCCAGUUACAGUACACUUGCAGCGGUACCUUCCUGACCUGGUACUCUUUGAUUUUUUUUCUUUUUUUUUUGGAGGAGGAAGAGAGCAACAAAUUAGAAUAUAUUUGUAAGCAUCUUAGAUCCUUAGAAAGAUUUAUUGUGCGUUAUUUGAAUCCCAUCCAUAUUUUUUUGAGUAAUUGACUGUGUUGUUCCUUACUCUUAAAUAUUCCUGUAAAGGUGUAGGCAUGAAAGAUAAAAUGUCUUUUCCGCUUUGCUGUUUGAAAGGGGAAGUACUUGGAGCUUCCUUUUCAGCCAUUUCGUCUACACUAACACUUUGGAACCUAAUGCUGUGUAAGCCUUUACGAUACGUGGAUUGGCCUUUUGUAACCCCAAAUUGAUUGGUUGCCACCUUGUACUUUGCAGUGGUUCUCAUGCAAAAAAUAGUUACAAGUUUUGUUAUUUGUUCGUAAACCAACUUGAUGUCUGUUGGAUAGCGAAUUCACAAAAGCUGAGGCUUCUCCCUGUGCAUCUUGCGUCUUUGCCUUUCAAGAGUGGUUGCAGCCAUGCCUAGAUCGCGCGCGUGCCUGAUGAGGUUGAGAACCGCGGGGGCUCUCGUGUAAGUUAGGACAGGGCUGCCGCCUCAUCACUCCCUUUGCGCGCUCCCUGCCUUAAGCGACAAGUAGCAACGGGGCUUCGUCCGUGUGUGCCGCUACAACUCAGUUUUUGCACCCUGGGCGCCCAGGGGCGAGUAUCCUUAGAGCUUUCUAGCGUGAAACUUAAUUCUCGUCUUUACCUGUCUGACCCUCAACCCCGUGUCUAACUUGCAUUUUUAAAAAAAAAGCUUUCUUUACAGUCAACUCAAGCUUAACAUGGACUCAGGUUCCCCAGCAGCCUUAAUUUGUUUCGUUGCCAUCUGUCCCUUCCUCUUAAAGAGUGGCCCCCUAAAUAAGCAGUUGUCACCUAUCCUUCAGAGUGUCAUGUCUGUCUAGUCGCCUCGGUUUCCCGUGUGAUCACAAGUCGACCUCACAGCUCGAGGUUUCCUGUGUCCUGUUCUGUGGACCACCUGUGCUCCCUUUGCUUCCCUGCCCCUCGCAUAAUGACUAUUAAGAAAUCUUUCUGGCUUUGAGUUGGCUGGAAAAAAAAAAAUUUUAAAUUUAAAAAAAAUGUUUAAAAGAGGAUCUGGUAGAUUAAGGGAGCAGAAGAUAAGAGCUAGAUUAUUUGGGCGAGCAAAGUUAAAGUACCUGCUGGGGAAAUGUGUCUAAAUCUCCCUCUCCUAGGUCCGCACGGUUAGGGCUCGGGGAGAGCGUAUCGCAGCUGGAAGGAAUUCCUAAGUCGAAGGAGGUUGGUAGGGUGAGAGCAGGAAGCAGAAAGGAGUAAGCCAAAGAAGGGAGUCCUGAUACCGUCACCAGACCUAGGAGGGUGAGGAAGCAGACGGAAGCAACAUCAGGAGCAGGGAUGGGAAGGCCAGGAUGGGCAGAAUGAAUGAGCAGGAUAUCCUGGGCCUCUGAGAAGAAGGGGCCGUUUCGACGGCAUGGUGUAGGCGAGGGCCAGCUGCAUAAGAAGGCCCGAGGUUGGACACCUGGGAGAGCUGAGGGACAGUGGGGCACGGCCUCAGAGGAGGACCCCUGAGGUGGGGGCCGGCGUCAGCGUGGGUGGGGUGAACCCGCGUUCAUCACUGUUGGCAGUAUUAACUGGUAGAACCCUUCAGAAAGCGACUUGCCAAAUGUCAGGGUGUCCGUUCUGGCCUUUGGUUAGUAAAACAUUAGGAACAAGUUAAUGCCAAAAAUAGGAGGACAAUUAAGGGAACUUGUCGGUGGACUCCUAAUGCAGCUGUUUAAAGAUGAUAAUCAUGGAGAGUUAUGUAGCAACAUGGAAAUAUAUUUACGGGAUACUAAGUGGAAAAAACAGGACACAGAAUUAUAUUUAUACUACAGUUAUAACUGUUUAAAAAUGUAUGCUUAUAGUCAAAAGCUGUCGUGGUGGUGGUGGUGUAGGCUUAUAGUCGAGCAUUAUUUUCUUAAAUUCCUUGAAUGUUCUUCAUCGUAGUGUUACUAAAAAGUUUAUAAUCACGUUUCCAUUGUGAACAUAAUUUGAACUCAUUAUCAGGCACUUGGAAAAUACAGAAAAGUGGAGGAAGAAAAAAUCCAUAUACCCCCCAUCCAAAGACAGAUAUACUCCUCACUAUAUUGUUUAUCCUUGUUUCUGUGCACAGGUUUAUGAUUAUAACUGUGUCAAAAUGUGUACUCAGAAUAACUGUUACCUUUGUGGAAUUAUGGUUAAACACUUUCAUCUUAAUGUUUUCAGAUGUUCCCUAUAGUAGUGUCCUGAUAACAAAGUUUAUUAUGUUUGUUUCCAUUACAAGCAUAAUACGUACCCAGAGGAAUAAUUGGAAAAUACAAAAUAAAUUAGAAAAGUCGCCCAUAUCCCCAUAUCUGUUUUCUCCAUCUCAUGUCAGUGCACAAGCUUGUGAUCAUGACAGUGUUGAGUAUGUGUGCAUAAAGUCUAAAAUGAAAAAAAUAUGGAAAAUAAUUAAGAGUGUUGUCGUUGUGGGAUUAUGGUUAAACAUUUUGUCUCAAAUUCCUUGAAUGAUCUUUGGUGUUUUGGUACUAAAUCUUACGUAUGUAUUUUUCCAUUACAUAUAUAGUACAUACUCAUGGCAGACUUCGGGGAGAUUCAGCAAAGCAAAAGAAAAGAAAUUCACCCAUAUUCCCGACACCCAACAACCAUUGCUGUUGACACCUUGACCUGUGCACAGUCUGAUGACUGCGGUGUUUGUGAUGAGUAUGC
Balaenoptera acutorostrata (minke whale) is the source of this 9077-nucleotide messenger RNA. It is a transcript of the gene PEG3, whose product is annotated as paternally expressed 3. The transcript has 11 exons. Lineage: Eukaryota; Metazoa; Chordata; Mammalia; Artiodactyla; Balaenopteridae. Gene Ontology annotation, molecular function: RNA polymerase II cis-regulatory region sequence-specific DNA binding; DNA-binding transcription repressor activity, RNA polymerase II-specific. Bases 494 to 5899 code for a protein of 1801 amino acids. The record is from RefSeq and is a predicted model, not a curated record. Gene Ontology annotation, biological process: negative regulation of transcription by RNA polymerase II.